Messenger RNA from Coturnix japonica (Japanese quail), 3518 nucleotides. NCBI's taxonomy places the organism in Eukaryota, Metazoa, Chordata, Aves, Galliformes, Phasianidae. The record is from RefSeq and is a predicted model, not a curated record.
CCUCCCGGUCCCGCCGCGGGCAGGCGGGAUGAUGGAGCCCCCCGCCGCCGCCGCCCGCGUCUCCUGCCGCUGCCGCCCGCUGCUGUGCCUGCUGCUCGCAGCCCUGUGCGUGCCGCCAGCUCUGGGAUUGUAUACAGUAAACGCAGUAUAUGGAGACACUAUUACUAUGCCUUGUCGUCUAGAAGUACCAGACGGUCUGAUGUUUGGAAAAUGGAAAUAUGAAAUGCCAAAUGAAUCUCCAGUAUUUAUUGCCUUCAGAUCAUCAACGAAAAAGAAUGUACAGUAUGACGAUGUACCAGACUACAAAGACAGGUUGAGUCUUUCAGAAAACUAUACAUUAUCCAUCAAAAAUGCAAGAAUCAGUGAUGAAAAGAGAUUUGUAUGUAUGCUAGUAACAGAAGAUGAUGUUUCCGAGGAGCCGACGAUAGUCAAAGUCUUCAAACAACCCUCUCAACCAGAAAUCUUGCAUCAAGCAGACUUCUUAGAAACAGAGAAGCUAAAAAUGCUUGGAGAGUGUGUUGUGAGAGAUAGUUAUCCUGAAGGCAAUGUUACAUGGUACAAAAAUGGGAGAGUUUUGCAGCCUGUGGAAGGAGUUGUGGUCAUAAAUUUGCGAAAGGUUGAGAACAGAUCAACUGGACUCUUCACCAUGACAUCAUCUCUUCAGUACAUGCCAACUAAAGAAGAUGCAAAUGCUAAAUUUACUUGCAUUGUGACGUAUUAUGGACCAUCUGGCCAGAAAACAAUACAGUCUGAACCAGUCGUCUUUGAUGUUCACUAUCCAACAGAGAAGGUGACUAUUCGAGUGCUGUCACAAAGUAGUACCAUUAAAGAAGGUGAUAACGUCACUCUGAAGUGCUCAGGGAAUGGCAACCCUCCUCCACAGGAGUUCCUGUUUUACAUUCCAGGAGAAACAGAAGGCAUAAGAAGCUCAGAUACUUAUGUAAUGACAGAUGUGAGACGAAAUGCAACAGGAGAAUACAAGUGCUCUCUGAUUGACAAAAGCAUGAUGGAUGCAACCACCAUCACUGUGCACUAUCUGGAUUUGCAGCUUACUCCUAGUGGAGAAGUCACAAAACAGAUUGGAGAGGCCCUGCCUGUGUCAUGCACAAUUUCUUCUAGUAGAAAUGCAACUGUGUUUUGGAUAAAGGACAAUACCAGAAUGAAAACAAGUCCGUCAUUUUCAAGUCUGCAGUAUCAAGAUGCUGGAAACUACAUCUGUGAAACUACUCUACAGGAAGUUGAAGGGCUAAAGAAAAGAAAGACACUUAAACUUAUAGUGGAAGGAAAGCCUCAAAUCAAAAUGACAAAGAAAACCAACACAAAUAAGAUGUCUAAAACAAUUGUCUGUCAUGUGGAAGGUUUUCCUAAGCCAGCAGUGCAAUGGACAGUUACUGGUAGUGGAAGCCUCAUAAAUAAGACAGAGGAGACCAAAUAUGUUAAUGGAAAAUUUUCCAGUAAAAUUAUAAUUGCUCCUGAGGAAAAUGUAACAUUAACAUGCAUUGCAGAAAAUCAGCUAGAAAGGACUGUGACCUCUCUGAAUGUCUCUGCCAUAAGUAUUCCAGAGUACGAUGAACCAGAGGAUAGAAAUGAUGACAACAGUGAAAAGGUUAAUGACCAGGCAAAGCUAAUAGUGGGGAUUGUAGUCGGUCUUCUGUUGGUUGCCCUGGUUGCAGGUGUUGUCUACUGGCUCUACGUGAAGAAAUCAAAGACAGCGUCAAAACACGUAGACAAAGAUCUCGGAAAUAUAGAAGAAAAUAAAAAACUAGAAGAAAACAAUCAUAAAUCUGAGACUUAAGAGACCAAACGUGUCAGUCAUCAUUCCAGAGAAUACAUGUAGACCAAUUGAAGCAUGAACGUGGAUUGUAUUUAAACGUAUACAAAGAAGUGACAGCUAUUCAUGGUUCAAGUAUUAAACAGAUCAUACUACCAAGUUUUCAGCGGAUUUUAGACACAAUUAUUUCAAGCUAAAAAAAAAAACAACAAAAAAACCACAAACAAACACAAAACAACAAGAAAAAACCCCAACCCACAGAAUAACUAAUUUUGGCAACAGCCAUGAUAAUAGGUCACCAUGUUGUGUUCUGUUUAAACUAUUUUUUUGUAAAUGUCUGCACUGAAGAUUUCUUUUUGUUUGCCUUUAUGUAAAUUUUUUACGUAGCUAUUUUUAUACACUGUAAGGCUUUGUUCUGGGAGUUGCUGUUAUUCUGAUGUAUAGUGUAAUGGUUUGAUUUCAAUUGUUUUUAUGACACCCUUUGGGCAGGUACAUGUCUAAUUCUGAUUGUUAUCAGUGAAUACUCUGCUUUGUAGCAAAUACCUAAAGCGUAAGAUUGUCCUAAAGGCAAAUAUCGAUCUCCUUUUUUCAUUGUUAGGAGUCACAGUAAAGAGGAGAGGUGACAGUUGUGACAAAAAUAAGCCGAAUUGUUAAUAACAGUGAGUAUUUAAGAAAGCUGAGGGAAAGCAAACAGCCAGAAUGGGAGUAAAAAGUUUCUAUGGAGAAGGCUGGGGACCGAGCAAGGAACACAAUGAAACACUCAUAGUGCAGAUGGUGGCCCAUGGUCCUUUCCUGCUAUAGCAAGGAGUGUGUUUUACUCAUACAUUACCUGUUGUCCUUCGUGUUAGAAUUAGGAUAAGGAACUGGAUUUCUGGUUUGAUUUUGAUUCCUUUACGUUAUCCGCUGCCUUAAAGUACUGUACCUUUUCUUCACUUCAAAGAGAUACCAGUCAGAAUUGGAGAUUUUUUUUUAAAAAGAAGUGGUCAUAUCAAAGCUGCAUUUUUUUCCACAAAAAUAGAAUAUAUAUAUAUUUUUGUGUGUUUUGUUAACUAUGCUACAGAUAUUGAAUGCACCUUGAGAUAAUUUUAGUGUUUUUAACUGGUACCUAAUUUAUCAAACAGUACAUAUAAUUGUAACAAUGAAAUGUCUACGUAUCUUUAGUUACAUUCAAGUUUGUAACUUUAUAAACAUGUUUUACGCUUGAGAAAAUUUAUAGAAUGGUACUGAUAAGAAAAUGGCUUAGGGUGAAUGGCUGACGGAGAAUUGUUGUUAACGGAGAGGGAAGUUUCAUUCUGCGCGGAGGGAUCAUUUUAGGAAGAAAGCAAUAGGCGAAUUGAUGGAGAAGAACAGCAAAGCACGCAGAACAUCAGGUUUCCUUUUACAAAUAUCCAGGGAAAAAAAAAGUAAAAAAAAAAAAAAAAAGUAUGUUUUUAUAGACUGGUAGGCAAAAAAAGAAUAUAAAUAAAUAACUAAAAGAAAGAGACGGAUGUUAGGAAAUGUAUUUUGCCACUUUUGCAUUAUUUAGGGAGGGGGGGGAAGAAAACACUGUUACUUGUAAAUUUGUAAAAUGUUAUAUGUCUGGGCAGUAGUGACUGAUGUCUUAAUAAAAGCUUCCUGUAGUGCAUUGGCAUGGAUUAAAUACGUAAGAAGUCCUAUAGACUCUAUGCUGUAUAAAAUACUAGAGGGAAAUCCUGUUAUAGGCCUCUAAACUUUUGAUUUGUUGCUGUUUUAUUUGGCAAAGAGAAGG